Rubroshorea leprosula is the source of this 681-nucleotide messenger RNA. Lineage: Eukaryota; Viridiplantae; Streptophyta; Magnoliopsida; Malvales; Dipterocarpaceae. The record is from the annotation of a GenBank genome assembly.
GUCCUCGCUACCUGAGAAAGAGCAGAGCCCCGCCGUGCAAUCUAGCUGCUGCAGGAGCUUUCUUCCUCCGAAGACCAUCUUCUGCAGCAGCUCCCCCUACACAAAAAAUAGCAUAUAUAUAUACCUAACAUACGUCGUUAAAUUAAAUAAGUGAUGGCUCGCUCUUUCUCUAACGUUAAGCUGAUCUCUGCUGCCGCAACAGCCGCCGCCGCUGAUGGCCUUUCUCUCUCUAUCUUCCGGAGGGGGUUCGCUGCGGCACCGCAAGGGGUACUCUAUGCUAGGGAAGGGUCUAGGGUUGGUAUGAUGGGGAAAGUCGAUCAGAAGGUCACGAUGAAGCCAGAUUCUGGGGCCUCAUCUUCAUGGGCCCCAGAUCCAGUUACUGGGUAUUACAGGCCCGAGAACUGUGCGGCUGAGAUUGAUCCAGUGGAGCUCCGAGAGAUGCUUCUGAAUCAGAAGGUCAGACCACAGUAAAAGCCCACCACCAGCAGAUCAUUUCCCAUCCUUACGCUUUCUGUUUUUGUUUUGUAUUUUUCUUUGCCUAUCUGUAUCCUCAGUGCAAUGGACUAAGAAUGAUAGCAUAUGUUUAGUAGUUAACUUUAAUUAAACGAAAAAUUUAGAAAAUCUCUGCUCUAAUCUCCAUUUAUAAUUAGAAUCCUACUAGAACAAAAAUCUCUUGAUGAA